AUGGAGCUUGGAGGGGCACUGAGCAUCUUCCUGGGCAUCUGCGUCUCCUGCUUGCUCCUCAUCUCAACAUGGAAGAGGAUGUACAAGGAAGGCAAGUUGCCCCCUGGGCCAACACCCUUGCCUUUCAUUGGCAACUUGCUGCAAAUCAAAACCAGCGAGCCCUUUAAGUCCUUCUUGGCGCUGCAGCAAAAAUAUGGUCCCGUGUUCACAGUGUAUCUUGGGCCACGGAGAGUUGUGGUCCUGUGCGGACAUGAGGCAGUGAAGGAAGCUCUGGUGGACCAAGCUGAGGAGUUCAGUGGGCGGGGGGAGAUGGCUUCUAUUGACCGGAACUUCAAUGGCUUUGGAGUUGCUUUGGCCAACGGGGAACGGUGGAAGCAGCUGCGUCGCUUCUCCCUCACCACACUGAGGAAUUUUGGGAUGGGGAAACGGUCCAUUGAGGAGCGGAUCCAGGAGGAGGCCCAGUACUUGCUGGAGGAGUUUAGGAAAACUAAAGGACUGCCCUUUGAUCCCACCUUCUUCCUAAGCCGCACAGUCUCCAAUGUCAUCAGCUCCGUUGUCUUUGGCAGUCGCUUUGAAUAUGACGACAAGGUUUUUCUCUCCUUGUUGCGCAUGAUCAACGAGAGCUUCAUUGAGAUGAGCACCCCUUGGGCACAGCUCUACGACAUGUAUUCCUGCGUCAUGCGAUACUUGCCCGGGAGACACAACCGCAUCUACUACCUCAUCGAGGAGCUCAAGGAUUUCAUUGCAGAGAGAAUCAAAACGAACCAAGCGACACUCGAUCCCAACAACCCGCGGGAUUUCAUUGACUGCUUCCUUAUCCAGAUGGAGAAGGUACCAGAAUGGGGUGCACAUGCACAAACAUAUGCUAAUUUCUUUGUUCCUUCAAAGGAAAAAGGGAACCCUUCCAGUGAAUUCAACCUGAAGAAUUUGGUCCUCACCACCCUUAACCUGUUCUUUGCUGGGACAGAGACAGUCAGCUCCACCCUGAGAUAUGGAUUCCUCUUCUUGAUGAAACACCCAGAAGUGGAAGAGAAGGUCCACCAGGAAAUUGACCACAUCAUUGGCCUCAACCGCAUCCCUGCCAGCGAGGACAGGAUGAACAUGCCCUACACAGACGCCGUCAUCCAUGAGAUCCAGAGGCUGACAGACAUAGUCCCCAUGGGAGUGCCACACACUGUGAUGCGAGACACUCAAUUCCGGGGGUACCACCUCCCCAAGGGCACCAAUGUCUUCCCCUUAUUAGGCUCAGUCUUAGGUGAUCCCAAAUAUUUCAGCAACCCCCAGAAGUUCAACCCUGGGCAUUUCCUGGAUGAGAAAGGACGCUUUAAGAAGAACGAUGCUUUUGUGCCAUUUUCUUCGGGGAAGCGUGUCUGCCUGGGGGAAGCCAUGGCCCGCAUGGAGCUCUUCCUCUACUUCACCACCAUCUUGCAAAGCUUCUCUCUGAAAUCCCUUGUGGCUGCAAAGGACAUUGACCUCUCCCCCAAACUGAGUGGCUUUGGGAAUAUCCCCCCAACAUACGAGGUGUGCUUAGUGCCUCGCUGA
Molecule: messenger RNA, 1542 nt
Organism: Zootoca vivipara (common lizard)
Lineage: Eukaryota; Metazoa; Chordata; Lepidosauria; Squamata; Lacertidae
Source: RefSeq, a predicted model, not a curated record